AGCCUAAGCAUGAAAGGGAUCCAGUUUGUAUUUUUGAAAGAUCCGCAGCACCGCAGUGAGGAGAAUGGAUCUGACAAAGGUGAAAGUGGAGGCUGGGUGCGAGCUGAUGGCAGUCGGGGUUUGGAGGUGGCAGGUGGAUGGCUGCAGGUCUUCUGAGGACAGGGAUUGGGCAGGGGAGGAGGGGGAAGGAGGACUGUGUUCGGGUUCUGGCCUGGGCGUCUCAUGGUUUGGACACCACAGUAGCACACAGGCUUAAACAAGGAGUGACCACCCUCUUGCACCCCGCGCCCCUUGUGGGUUGGUGACCGCCUGCUCUGCUCCACACCAUUUGCACCUGUCAGGGGAAAUGUGGCAAACAGGAGUGGGGCAGACACCUGCUGGCUUUCAGUGCCUAGGCGUGGAGGGUACACCGCUGGCCACAGCAAUCCCUGGGAGGCGGGGCUCUAGGGUGGGCAGAAUAGCACGGGGUGGAGAACUCAGCCUCCCAGGCAUUGAAGAGGCACAGGUGGGGGCCCCUCGUCACCCUAGUCCUCUGGCGGGCCAGUCUGCUGCAGGUUCUUCUCUUUCUUGUGCCAUCCAGAGAGGAUAACGUAAGCCUGUCGCCCAGCCGUGGGGAAUGCAGGACCCCAGCUCCUCCUGUUGAGGGUCUCCAGGAGGCUCCUGUUCUCCUGGUUGCCUUCCAUCCCGAAUCCCAGUGCCUGCUGACUCCAGCCCCCUGCGGGCAAUCCUCUGUGCUGUGGGAGGUCUCCGCAAAUGCAGGGCUGGCAGGUCACCUUCUCUGCCUGCCCAGGCACAUGCCCUUUCCUGAGCAGCAAACGUGGCCGACACCCCAGCCUUUUGUGCUGCUGAGCAUGUCAAGGUCACCCACCUGCCUUGGUGUUCCCCUGUCACUGUGCAGGACGCUUCCAUCAGCAGGUUUCCUCAACGGGGGACAGUGGCGGCCUGGCUUACACCCUUAGCAACAUGCACUCAAAGGAAGCAGGGACUGGAAUGUGCCAGCUCGUCCUGGAUGGCCUUCCUGUUUCCUGUUCUAUCGGUACAGCAGGAGACUAACUGCUGCCAGGAACUGUCUGGGGCACUGCAGGGAGGUGCGGCCGCCCCAGGGGAGGGCAGGCAACAGGCUGAGAUGAAGGGCGCCCUGACAGAGAUCAUCCAGCUGGCCACUCUGGACUCGGACCCCUGGGUUCUCAUGGUAGCUGACAUUCUGAAGUCCUUUCCUGAUACCGGUUCUCUUAAUCUGGAUCUUGAAGAGCAGAAUCCCAACGUUCAAGAUAUUUUAGGAGAACUUAGAGAAAAGGUGAAUGAGUGCGAAGCGUCGGCCAUGUUGCCGCUGGAGUGCCAGUACUUGAAUAAAAAUGCUCUGACGACUCUCGCCGGACCCCUCACUCCCCCAGUAAAACAUUUUCAGUUAAAAAGGAAGCCGAAGAGCGCCACGCUGAGGGCAGAGCUCCUGCAGAAAUCCACCGAGACUGCCCAGCAGCUGAAGAGGAGUGCAGGGGUGCCCUUCCACGCCAAGGGCCGGGGGCUGCUCCGGAAGAUGGACACUACAACCCCACUCAAAGGCAUCCCAAAGCAGGCGCCCUUCAGAAGUCCCACCACCCCCAGUGUCUUCAGCCCUGCCGGGAAUCGGACCCCCAUACCACCUUCAAGGACGCCUCUGCGGAAGGAGAGGGGAGUGAAGCUGCUUGACAUUUCUGAGCUGGAUAUGGUCGGUGCUGGCCGAGAGGCGAAGAGAAGGAGGAAGACGUUGGAUGCAGAAGUGGUGGAAAAGCCAGCCAAGGAAGAGACAGUCGUUGAGAAUGCCACCCCAGACUACGCAGCCGGCCUGGUGUCCACACAGAAACUCGGGUCUUUGAACAAUGAACCCGCGCUGCCGUCCACGAGCUACCUGCCCGCUACGCCCAGCGUGGUCCCAGCCUCAUCCUACAUCCCCAGCUCCGAGACUCCACCAGCCCCAUCUUCCCGGGAAGCCAGCCUGCAGGCCAGCCGGCCACCUGAGGAGCCCAGUGCCCCGAGCCCUGCGCUGCCAGCGCAGUUCAAACAGAGGGCACCCAUGUACAACAGUAGCCUGAGCCCGGCUGCACCCGCGCCCACUCCCACAGCACCCUCCUCACCGCUGACGCCUACCACACCCCCGGCCGUCACCCCCACUGCCCAGACGCCGCCAGUGGCCAUGGUGGCUCCACAGACCCAGCCCCCUACCCAGCAGCAGCCCAAGAAGAACCUGUCUCUCACGAGAGAGCAGAUGUUUGCCGCUCAGGAGAUGUUCAAGACGGCCAACAAAGUCACACGGCCCGAGAAGGCCCUCAUCCUGGGCUUCAUGGCUGGCUCCCGAGAGAACCCGUGCCAGGAGCAGGGCGACGUGAUCCAGAUCAAGCUCAGUGAGCACACUGAGGACCUGCCCAAGUCAGAUGGCCAGGGCAGCACCACCAUGCUGGUGGACACGGUCUUCGAGAUGAACUACGCCACAGGCCAGUGGACGCGCUUCAAGAAGUACAAGCCCAUGGCCAACGUGUCCUAGAGGCCGCCCCCUGCUGGCCUUGACUCAGGCUCCGGGACAACACCGCUGGCUUUGCCGAGGGACCGGCCUUGACGUGCUGCCGAGCCCCAGCCUGCCGAAGCUUUAGAUUCAUUUCUCUGGGGUGUUUUGGACUUACUUUUUAAAUUUUAAUAUGGGUUACCUUUUGUGUGAUUUAAGACACUUUUUUGGAUUCAAUAUUCCAUUUUUGAAUGUUAAAGUUAACCAAAAAAGUUAUAACUGCCUAAUUUUAGCGACAGCUCUGCCUGUUAGACUUUUAUCUUUUUUUAUUUUUUUCCUAAAUUCUACUGACCAUGAGGGAGGGCUUUUCCUUGCUAGUGUAGCGCUCUCUCCACCCCCACGAGGUUGCGGGGACCAAAGGUGGCACCCAGCGAGGCUGAGAGCAGGGUGGGGCCGGUCCACCAAGGCCUGGGAGCAGGAGAUGUCUGGCCACUCGUCGCCCGCAGGGUUUGUAUUGUCUUUUGUACAGUUGUGAGCAUUUAAGACCAGUCUUCAGGUACCUGUUUUCAUUGUAAAAACUACCUGAGUAAUUAAAGUUUAGCUUUUCUAAAGAAA
Equus caballus (horse) is the source of this 3094-nucleotide messenger RNA. It is a transcript of the gene NELFA, whose product is annotated as negative elongation factor complex member A. Gene Ontology annotation, cellular component: NELF complex. Gene Ontology annotation, biological process: negative regulation of transcription elongation by RNA polymerase II. NCBI's taxonomy places the organism in Eukaryota, Metazoa, Chordata, Mammalia, Perissodactyla, Equidae. The record is from RefSeq and is a predicted model, not a curated record.